This is a messenger RNA of Hipposideros armiger (great roundleaf bat), 1523 nucleotides long. RefSeq names its product DIRAS family GTPase 3 (gene DIRAS3). Gene Ontology annotation, molecular function: GTPase activity; GTP binding. Lineage: Eukaryota; Metazoa; Chordata; Mammalia; Chiroptera; Hipposideridae. Gene Ontology annotation, cellular component: membrane. The record is from RefSeq and is a predicted model, not a curated record. The transcript is spliced from 2 exons. Gene Ontology annotation, biological process: signal transduction. The coding region runs from base 171 to 860 and encodes 229 amino acids.
UGCGCCCGCUGGUUCCAGUGCUUGCAUCGGAGUCCAACAGUUGGAGCAUUUCUGUCGGAGCCUCGCAGCGUUGCGGUUGUACCUGCGCUCCAGUUACAGCUCCAGGCUUUGCCUACCGCUGGCUCAGUGCGCGAGAAGUUGUGCACAGGUCUCGGCGCCAAUUCCCGACAAUGGGCAACUCCUGCUUUGGCUUCAAGGAAAAGCUGAUGCAGCGGCUGCGGCCUCUGCCCACUCUGCUGAUCAUUCGCGCCUUCGUUCCGCAGAGGAGGAACAAAGAUUACUGCGUGGUGAUCCUCGGCUCCGCGGGCGUCGGCAAGAGUGCACUGGUGAAGAGAUGGGUGCGCGGCAACUUUCGUGACAAGUACGUACCAACUACGGAAGAUACCUACCACCAGGUGCCGGGCGGCAAUCGCGGCACGGCCACGCUGCAUAUUACCGACACGGCUGGCGGUCACCGCCACCCGGGCUUGCAGCGCCUCGCCAUCGCCAGGGGCCAUGCCUUCAUUCUGGUCUACUCGGUCACCAAGAAGCAAACCCUGGAGGAGCUGAAGCCCUUCUACGAGCUGAUCCGCGAGAUCAAAGGUAGAAACCUGCGUAAGUACCCUAUCGUGCUGGUCGGCAACAAAUGCGAUGACAGCCGCCGCCGGGAGCUGACGGUGAGGGAUGGUGUUGCCUACGCGAUGGAGUGGAAUUGCGCCUUCAUGGAGACCUCUGCGAAGACGGAUGUCAAUGUGCAGGAGCUGUUUCACAUGCUGCUGAACCACGCCAAGAAGCCCACCACCUGCCUCCAGCCUACCCAGAAGAAAUCGCAGAUGCCCAAGGUCGCUGAGAAGUUGCUUGGCAAGUGCAUCAUCAUGUGAGCCUGGGUCUUAGGAGCCUGACCUUCUUGUCCCGCAGUGUGCAGAAAAUGUGGACCAAUGCCAGUGUUAUGUGUCACCUGUACAUGACUGACUUGUGCUGUGGUUUGGAUUGUAAUCGCUAGACAUCAAUAAAUGUCCCUUGUAAGUUAAUAAUAUUUCUUUUUCCCAGGCAAGAGAGUUCCAACUGCUGUUACACUGAUAUUGCAGGAGGAGGGGGAGAAAAGGAGCACGAUGCAUUUAAGGCAUAAGACUUGACAGACUUCAGAGAUUAAUGUUUGGAAAAAAGAAUGAAAUAGUAAAAUGAGUUGAAAGAUGUUACCGGCCUUCUUGUAACCCUAUCAUCAUGUAUUAUUUUUAAACAUGUCAAGUCCUGUAAAUGCCUAAUUACAUCUUUCCAUUGUGUAUGUAAUUGUUAAGAAUUGUGUGUUUGUGACAAAAGCUUUGACAGAUGACUGUGAGAUACAUAUGCUAAACAUGAUAAAUAAAUGAAUAUUCUAUAACUGAGCAUUGAGGGUGGGGGCAGAGAAAAAUGAUGAAAGUGGAACUUGCUAAUGAAAGAUGUGCCAGUUUCCUAAGUAAUUUAAAAAUGUUUGGGCAUUCUGCAUAGCAGUUUUUAAAAAGCAUAACAGUUCCAUGACUUAAUAAAGCUUUUCCUGCAUGCAA